AUGUUUUAUAAUCGAAUUCCAAAACCUCUUCCAAUUUUAUUUGGAUUACCAGAUGAUCCAAAACCAAAAUUUAUUUGGAUGAAAUUAGGAGAAGAACAAUAAACCAUGAUUUAAGGGAGACUAACAAAAAGAACAUUUACAAGUAAUCCUUAACAACAUUUUAAAUCAUCUAAAGGAAAUAUUAGUUAUAGAACUAGUAUUGUAAAUAGUGAUUAAUUGUAAGGAACAUAAUCAGUCAAUAAUUCAUCAAAUAUCAUAUAUUAUGAAGAUUUUAAUAUAGAUGUGAAAGAAAGCAUUUGUAAAUAAAACUAUAUACCUAUAAAAAAUGUAUCAGAAUUAUAAGAAAGUCUUAAAAAUCUAAAAUAUAGAUAUGAUGCAAAUCAUCCUAGAGAUUAUGAAAUAUUUGGAGGUUUUGAAGGAUGUAACGUAUAAGAAAUCUAUUAUUGUAAACAUGACACUGUUAAGAUAGUAUUAAAAUCAGAUACAAAUUCUCAUGGAUUUUGUAAAUGGUUUUCUUUGGGAUUAAAGAUUUAUGCAUUUAAAGAAUUAUGCAUAAAAGUCAAUAUAAUAAAUUUAAGAGCAUUAGAGAAGAAUAGAGAUGUACAUGUAUAGAGACUUUCUGAUAAUCAUGAAUUCUUUGUACCUUCUCAUUAUUCAUUGACAAAUAUCAAACGUAAAGAUAGUUAUUUUGCAUAAUGUUCUUUUGAAAUAAAGUCUUCUUAUGAAAGUUAUAUCAUUAGUUUUUAGAAACCAUAUUCAUUUCAUUAAUUAACAGAAAAUAGUCAAUAUGGACAAUUAGGAUUGUCUAAGUUAUAAUAUCCAAUAUAUUAUUGGGUUCAUAAAUAAAAUGGACCAUUAAUUUUAAUAGUUGCUCGUAUUAGACCAAUAGAUGCAAAUACAUCAUAUUUAGCAGAAGAAUUAAUAAAAUAAUUAAAGUAAACAUAAUUAAAUGUAAUUGUUGUACCAAUGCUUAAUCCAGAUGGUGUAGUCUUAGGUAAUUCUAGAUGUAAUUUGAGUGGAAAAGAUUUAAGUUCUAAUUAUUAAUUUACCAAUCCAAAUCUGUGUCCAGAGAUUAAAAGUUUAUUGGGAAUAGAGAAUGUAUAAAUUGCAAUGUAAUUAUGCUAUUUAUUGGAAGUGAGUUGAGAAUGCAUGAAAAACCUCAUGUUGUUAGUUCAAUCAAAUUUAAUUGUGGAUUACCACAAAGAAAAAGGAAUUUAGAAAUUCAUGAUAUUAGUUCAAAGUAUUAGAAAUAUGUCAAAAUAUUCAUCAGUUAAAAUUAAGUGAAUUAUUAAGAAUUAGCAUCAUUUAUAAUCAAGGCUUUGUAAUCUAUUUAAUAAUAGAAUACAGAUAAUAUUAGUUACAAAAGUGAAACAGAUCAUGAAGAUGAUAUUUUAGAUAAUUUCUUUUAUAAUCCUUAAACAAAAGAAUAGACUACUAGAUUAUCAUAACCAUCAUAUUAAAUUAAUCCAUAAAUAUAAUUGUAGGAAUUAUUGUAAACCAUAAAUCCUUCAAUUAAAGAAUAAGAAUCAGUAAAUCAAUUAAGAAAUUUAGAAUGGAAAGAAUUAACUCAUCGUUCUGAAUUGUCACAUGGAAAGAUUAAGACAUAAAUCACACCAAGUAAAGAAAUUUAAAAUAGUUUUUUUGAUAAAUAAUUGAUUAAAAGAAAAUCAAAUUAUCAUCAACAUUCUGAAUCUCAUUCACAAAGUCAAUCAGAUAAAAUUGUUUUAAAGAGUCCUUUUUUACCUAGUAGAGAGUAGAUAUUUGAAAAAUAUUCAAAUUUGUCAAGAAGUCCUACUAAUAAAAGAAAAACAUUAUCAUAAGCUAAAUUAUAAACACUAACAUAAUAUUAAGUAUUCAAAUAUACUAGACAAAGAUGA
Paramecium pentaurelia is the source of this 1877-nucleotide messenger RNA. The record is from the annotation of a GenBank genome assembly. Lineage: Eukaryota; Ciliophora; Oligohymenophorea; Peniculida; Parameciidae.